Chenopodium quinoa (quinoa) is the source of this 2372-nucleotide messenger RNA. Its product is annotated as zinc finger BED domain-containing protein RICESLEEPER 4-like. NCBI's taxonomy places the organism in Eukaryota, Viridiplantae, Streptophyta, Magnoliopsida, Caryophyllales, Amaranthaceae. The record is from RefSeq and is a predicted model, not a curated record. Gene Ontology annotation, molecular function: DNA binding. The coding region runs from base 1207 to 1821 and encodes 204 amino acids. The transcript has 2 exons.
GUCAAGCUCCCCCAAUUCAAUUCCAAGUCCUCCUCCCGAGCCUUGGGAGUAUGACCCUUGUCCAAUGACGGAAAAUAAUGACCCCUUUGAGCAGCAAAAUCAAUCAAACCAACCUUCUGGAGCUGUUGAUGCUGCUGCCCCCUUAGGUGAAACUUAAAAAAAAACUAGAAAAAGGCGCUCUCCUCAUUGGAAGCAUUUUAUAAAGAAGGAUGGAGAAAACAAGGCUGAAUGUAUCUAUUGUCAUACAUUAAUUGGCUGUGCAUCACUUCAAGGUACCUCCGGCAUGAAGAACCACAUAAAGCGAUGUAAGGAAUACCCCCCAAACAUUGAUCAAAAUCAGCAACUAUUGUCCCUUAGUCAACAAACUCUUGAUGGGAAUCUUGUGGAUAAAAAAAAGGUAGACUUGAGUUGUGGAAAUUCAAUCAAGAAGAUAGUAGGAAAGCUCUGGCAAAGAUGGUGAUUAUGGAUGAAAUGUCUUUUCGAAUGGUGGAGCAUGAAGGUUUUCGCAACUUUAUGAAGGUAACACAACCCUUCUUCAUUAUUCCUUCUCAAUGGACAGUGACUAGAGAUUGUUUUAGGAUUUAUUUGGAUGAAAAAAAAAGUUUGAAAAGUUUUUUUUAGCAAGUGUACUUCACGUAUAUAAGUCUCACCACUGAUACUUGGACUUCUUGCCAAAAUAUGAAUUACAUGUGUUUAACCGCUCACUUUAUUGACCAAAAUUGGAAAUUGCACAAAAAAAUAAUUAAUUUUUGUAUAAUUGCUGGUCAUUCUGGUGAAACAAUUGGUAAAUCUGUCCAAAAGUGUCUACUUGAAUGGGGUUUUCUAGAGUAAUGACUGUCACUGUAGAUAAUGCAAGUUCAAAUGAUGUUGGCAUUCAAUAUUUGAAAAGGAGGUCUGAAAGUUGGAAGACUUUAGUUUUGGGUGGUCGGUUUUUGCACAUGAGAUGUUGUGCUCACAUAUUAAGUUUAACCGUUAAAGAAGGAUUGAAAGAAAGUGAUGUGUCAAUAAAAAGAAUUUGUUGUGCUGUUAGGUAUGUAAGAUCAUCGGGUGCUAGAUUGCAAAAGUUUAUGAGUUUUGGUAAACAAGAAAAGUUGGAGUCAAAACGUUUUCUCUGUUUAGAUGUGGAUACUAGGUGGAAUUCUACUUAUUUAAUGUUAGAAGGUGCUUUGGCAUUUCGUAGGGAUUUUGAUUUGCUUGAAUGUUCAGAUGGUGGUAAAUUUAGGUAUGAGUUACAGAAGUCAGAUGGGGUGGGUGCCUGAACCUAGUGAUUGGGAUUCUGUUGCUUCUUUUCUUCCUUUACUUAAAAUAUUCUAUGGUGCUACUCUACGAGUUUCCGGCUCGUUGUAUAUCACCUCUAAUGUGUAUUUACAAGAACUUGUUGGGAUUAGUGUGUUAAUCAAGAAAAAAGUGUUGAGUAAUGAUGUGGGGGUAAGUUUAAUGGCUAGUGGAAUGAAGAAAAAGUAUGACAAGUAUUGGGAAAAUGUUGAUAAUGUGAAUCUCUUGUUGUAUAUUGCUAUCAUUCUUGAUCCUAGGCGGAAAAUGGGAUAUACUAAAUGGGCAAUUAAUCAACAAUAUGAUUCUGAAAAAGCUAAAUACUUGUGUGAUAAAGUGAUGCAAACUCUGAAUGACAUGUAUAAACUUUAUGUUUUUGAAAACCCUCCAAAUGAGUCCAUUCCCCCUAAAACUUCUGAUUUUCCGGAGGAAGUAGAAGAUAUGGAUUCUGAUGUAGAUGUUGCGGAAUUAGAAUUUGAAAAGGAGGUGGGUUCAUGUGUUGGAGUACAGGGGAAAAAUGAGUUCGCCAAGUAUUUAGAAGAUGAUUGAGAAGUUAAUCCUGUCGGAAAAAGCUUUGAUUGUUUGGGGUGGUGGAAAAAAUAUGGUGAAAGGUACCCAACAAUAGCUCUCAUGGGUAGAGAUGUACUUGCCAUUCCCGUGUCAACAGUCGCUUCCGAAUCAGCUUUUAGCACUGGUGGUCGAGUGCUUGAUUCAUUUCGUAGCUCACUCUCAACUAAGAUGGUUGAAGCCUUGAUUUGUGCACAGGAUUGGUUACUUACAUCUCAAGGUCCUCUUAUACUUGAGGAGAGACUUGAAGAUAUGGAAAAUAUUGAAUCAGAAAUGUUACCUCUUGGUAAGGAACAUUCUCUCUUUGUUGAUGAUGAUUAGAGGCAGCAACUUAUAAUCAUGAAGGUUGGUGGUGAUUGUAUUGAAGGCCGGAAGUCAUUGAAGGCUUGGAGUAUUUUAUGAAUUAUGUUUACUAUGGACUAGUUUUGUUUUUAAAACUAUAAACUAUGGACUUUUUUUUUUGUUAUGUAUUGGUUUAUUAUUGUUAACUAUGGACUUUUUUUUUUAAAGAAACAGUAUGUUUGUAUCAAGUA